GGCUGGUUACACUGUCUCGGUAUGUGAUAAGAUGGCGUCUGUCGUGUUUCGUUUGAUGACCUCGUAAAAUAUUAGAGAUAGUUCUUAGUGUGUGAUAGUAAUUGUAAAUAAUAGUAAUUUCCAAUUUGAUUUAAGCCUCUAUCAUAACACUAAUCAACUUUGAAAAGAGGCUCUUAAAGUGUUAGUAAGAGGGAAAUGUCCGAGGAGACAGAGCGGCAUGGCGAGGCGACGUGUGAAGGCGGCGCAGGUGGCGGAGGCUCGAGCCUAGCCCGCGUGUUAUUGACCCCGCACCAGCUCGACGCCGCCUCGGCCGACUCGCUCCGCGCCGCGUGGAGAAACCAGGACUUGUACAUUGACCAUCUCGAAACUUUGAACAAACAGUUGGAAGGAAGCCUGGAAAAGGCGAAAGAGAUAGAAGAUAGGAUAAAACAGCAGUAUGCUGAGUCCCAACAUAGAGAGAAGGUGUUAGUUAGAAGGCUCGCAGCCAAGGAACAAGAAAUACAAGAUUAUGUAAGUCAAAUAACGGAAUUAAAGUCUUCCCACGCCAGUCUCAACGGACGACCGACGCUACUCGACCCAGCAGUAAAUGUACUAAUAUUAAGGUUAAAACAAGAACUCACAUCAACUAAAGCGAGAUUAGAAGAAACACAAAACGAACUUUCAGCGUGGAAGUUCACACCAGACUCAAAUACCGGCAAGAAACUUAUGGCGAAAUGCAGGCUGCUACACCAAGAGAACGAGGACCUCGGCCGAAUGACUUCGAGUGGUCGAAUAGCUAAAUUAGAAGGCGAUCUAGCGUUACAGAAGAGUUUUAGUGAAGAAGUUAAAAAGUCACAAUCAGAACUGGACGAGUUCUUGCAAGAGCUAGACGAGGAUGUGGAGGGCAUGCAGAGCACGGUGCUGUUCCUGCAGCAGGAGCUGCGCGCGACGCACGCGACGGUGAACGGCACGCGCGCGGCGUCGCCGGAGAAGCGCGCGUACUCGGGCAGCGACUGCAGCGAGCCGCCCGUCGGCAAGAGGAGGCGCGCCUCCGUGCUGUCGCUCGAGUACAACGAGGACGAGGAGCCGCUCACCGUCACCAACGGCGACGCCGACUAGCGCAGGACCGCGCGGUUCAAAUACAGAACACGCUACUUUCAUAUGAACUAGUGAACUCGUGCUGUCGUAUCUAUUUAGCCUUACGGCCAUUUCGUUGACUCGAAAUUGUUAUUGAUGAAUUAUUGUGAGUGAAUGAUUGAUGUCCAAUAAGGUGAAACGCUGGUUCGGUGUCCAAUCACUCAUUUCAAAACAUGUGAGAUGCUUGAUUAUUAGCAUAUAAAGUGUAUUCUUUGAAAUCUAUGUACUUUCAUUAGAAGACAUAAUAAAUAGACUAAUAUGUGUCAUUUCCAUUGACGAUUAAUUGGUGAUGAUUGUGUCUAUCGUGAUAAUGAGACUAAGGAAACAUUUGGUAAAAGCAUAGUUUGCGUUUUUAUGCACAGCAAUGGACCACGUGAUCAGAUAUAAUAGUGAAUCGUUUUUGACAUUGUUUUACACUGAAAUAUUGAGAAUAGAUGCUGAGUUGACAAUUUUAUAAUUUAUUUAUGAUAAGUGAAUUUAUUGUGAUACUUAUUAGAGACCCAAUGAUAAAUUGGAGUAAUGCAAUGACUUGUGUUGCGAGGAUUUAAUGUUUGGUGGCAUUUAUUUUAUUUAUAUGCCAGAGUAUGAAAUGAUAUCGAGCCUGUUGGUAGCAAUAAUGUAUAACACCAAGCCUAAUGUUUUAAUAAUUGACACAUUUUUAAUAAAUUUAUGUGAGUUUCAAUAUGAAAUGUUUCUAUUUUCAAAUUACAAUGAUUGUAUAUAGUAAUGUUAAUAAACAUAUAUAACUUGCAUCA
Molecule: messenger RNA, 1871 nt
Organism: Helicoverpa zea (corn earworm)
Lineage: Eukaryota; Metazoa; Arthropoda; Insecta; Lepidoptera; Noctuidae
Gene: fl(2)d
Product: pre-mRNA-splicing regulator female-lethal(2)D
Exons: 5
Coding region: 196-1098 (300 amino acids)
Biological process (GO): regulation of alternative mRNA splicing, via spliceosome
Cellular component (GO): nucleus
Source: RefSeq, a predicted model, not a curated record